Pelobates cultripes (western spadefoot toad) is the source of this 664-nucleotide messenger RNA. The record is from the annotation of a GenBank genome assembly. Lineage: Eukaryota; Metazoa; Chordata; Amphibia; Anura; Pelobatidae.
ACAGACACCCACUCUGCAUGCUGUAGCCUCUCAGACAGACACCCACUCUGCAUGCUGUAUCCUCUCAGACAGACACCUAAUCUGCAUGCUGCAUCCUCUCAAACACCCAUCCACUCUAAAUGCUGCAUCCUCUCAGGCACCCACUCUGCAUGCUGCAUCUUCUCAGACAGGCAUCUUCUCAGACAGCACCAUUCGGCAUGGUGCAUCCUUUCAAACAGACACCUACACCCUAUGUCGCAUCCUCUCAGACAGAUGCCCACUCUGCAUGCUGCCUCCUCUCAGACACCCACUCUGCAUUCUGCAUCCUCUCAGACACACACAUACUCUGCUUGCGGCAUCCUCUCAGACACACACCCACUCUGCUUGCGGCAUUCUCUCAGACACACACCCACUCUGCUUGCGGCAUCCUUUCAGACACACACCCACUCUGCUUGCGGCAUCCUCUCAGACAGACACCUACUCCGCAUGCUGCAUCCUCUCAGACAGACACCCACUCUGCUUGCAGCAUCCUCUUAGACACACACCCACUCUGCUUGCGGCAUCCUUUCAGACACACACCCACUCUGCUUGCGGCAUCCUCUCAGACAGACACCUACUCCGCAUGCUGCAUCCUCUCAGACAGACACCCACUCUGCAUGCUGCAUCCUCUCAGAAAGGCAUAUAG